CGCUGGAGAGAAGAGAGUUGAAAUCGUUUAUUUUAUUUUAUUUAAUUUAUUUUUAUAGCCAAUGCAGCGUUUUAUUGUUGUGCGAAACUAUCGGGAAGAUGACGAGCUUAAAUGCCAAGAAUUGGUGCGAGAUUACAUAAUGUCUUUCUCAAACAAGUCAUUUUUUGUGUUUUGUUUUCGAGAGAUCACAUUGCAGUUCAUAGUCAUUACAUGGGCAGUUUUUUUCAUAUUCCUGGGUGUGCCUCUGCUUUUCUGUGCCCUCACGGUUCCCGGCUGCAUAUUUUUUCUCUUCACCGGCACCUAUUUUUCUUUCUACGCCAAAGCAGUGGAGCUCAUGAGGACAAAGCCUUCCCAGUCGUUGGUGGCCGAGUGUUAUGAGCCCUUCAUAUUCCGCUGCUCUCCCAAGGAGGCCAGUUACCAAAUAUUUAUAGAAAAUUGUCCUUAUGACGAGGCAUAUAAAAACAAAUUCAGAAAAAGAAUUGUAGCCGCAAUUAGUGUGAAAAACCAUCAUGCUGUCUACAACGCAGCCUGGAUCUAUCGUUUUGGCAUAGCCCAGGACUAUCCACACCAAAAGAUUAUGGAGCCCAUGGUCAAGCUAGUGGCAAAGAACUGUGAGAGUGGGGGCUAUGCCUCGCUUGAAGCCACCAUAUCCGAGUGGCAGGAGAGCGAGCGUGACUUCUACGACGAUUUUGGAUUUGUUACGCGGCAGAUCUACCACAAGAAGAUUAUCGGCAGCAGUCUUACGGUAAUGAAAACGCAGUUAACCUUCAGUCUGCGCAACGAUGAGGCUCUGCACAAGCAAAACUAGGCCAAGACGAAUGGUGCAAUAUUGAAAUCUCCAUGUUCUGUGAAAUCUAGUUUAAUAGUAAUGUACUUUAUCUGUGAAUCUAACAUUCCAGUCACGUAUUGCGUCCCAAACUCAAAUCACACCGAAUUCAAACCUAGAUGGUGCUUCUCAGAAAUGAAAUGAUACCAUAUGAGUACGUUUGAGUAAGUUAAGUAAAAGUUAUAAGCACAUUUUCUUAAUCUUGAGUAUCUCCCCAAAACACCAUCUGUGCAAAUUGCCUUUUUGUUGAUUGCCUUCCUUAAUGUUAAAUUAAUUGUAACACAAAAUGACACGUUGAAACAGCUUUGUCCUGAUUUAUUAUCUCUGGUUUAUUCUUUGACAUAUUCUAUUUAAAUAAAUAAAAUAUUUAGUAAUAAA
Messenger RNA from Drosophila bipectinata, 1204 nucleotides. RefSeq lists its product as uncharacterized. The record is from RefSeq and is a predicted model, not a curated record. NCBI's taxonomy places the organism in Eukaryota, Metazoa, Arthropoda, Insecta, Diptera, Drosophilidae.